Messenger RNA from Hippopotamus amphibius kiboko, 5732 nucleotides. RefSeq names its product WEE1 G2 checkpoint kinase (gene WEE1). The coding region runs from base 125 to 2065 and encodes 646 amino acids. The transcript is spliced from 11 exons. NCBI's taxonomy places the organism in Eukaryota, Metazoa, Chordata, Mammalia, Artiodactyla, Hippopotamidae. Gene Ontology annotation, biological process: mitotic cell cycle; protein phosphorylation. Gene Ontology annotation, molecular function: magnesium ion binding; ATP binding; non-membrane spanning protein tyrosine kinase activity. The record is from RefSeq and is a predicted model, not a curated record. Gene Ontology annotation, cellular component: nucleus.
GGCCCGCCGCCGCGGCCACCGGGCGCGCCCAGUCGCACGUGGCGGAUCCGCCCCCUGGGCCGGCCGUGCCCUGGACUCCGCGGGCCCAGGUUCUCCGGUCCUCCGCCCCGGCCCCGGGGGCGCGAUGAGCUUCCUGAGCCGGCAGCAGCCGCCGCCGCCCCGCCGCGCCGGGGCCUCCUGCACCUUGCGGCAGAAGCUGAUCUUCUCGCCCUGCAGCGACUGUGAGGAGGAGGAGGAGGAAGAGGAGGAGGAGGGCAGCGGCCACAGCACGGGGGAGGACUCGGCCUUUCAGGAGCCCGACUCGCCGCUGCCGCCCGCGCGGAGCCCCGCAGAGCCCGGGCCCGAGCGCCGCCGCUCGCCCGGCCCGGUCCCCGGCAGCCCCGGGGAGCUGGAGGAGGACAUGCUGCUGCGAGGCGCCUGCUCAGGCGCGGACGCGGCGGGCGGCGGGGCCGAGGGCGACUCGUGGGAGGAGGAGGGCUUCGGCUCCUCGUCGCCGGUCAAGUCGCCGGCGGCCGCCUACUUCCUGGGCAGCUCGUUCUCGCCGGUGCGCUGCGGCGGCCCGGGGGAUGCGUCCCCGCGGGGCUGCAGGGCGCGCGGGGCCGCCGAGGGCUCCUGCUCGCCGCUGCCCGACCACCCGGGCACCCCGCCCCACAAGACCUUCCGCAAGCUGCGGCUCUUCGACACGCCGCACACCCCCAAGAGUUUGCUCUCCAAAGCUCGAGGAAUCGAUUCUAGUUCUGUUAAACUCCGAGGUGGUUCUCUAUUCAUGGAUACUGAAAAAUCAGGAAAAAGGGAAUUUGAUGUACGACAGACUCCUCAAGUGAAUAUUAAUCCUUUUACUCCAGAUUCUGUGUUACUUCAUUCCUCAGGACAGUGUCGUAGGAGAAAGAGAACGUAUUGGAAUGAUUCCUGUGGUGAAGACAUGGAAGCCAGUGAUUAUGAGUUUGAAGAUGAAACAAGACCUGCUAAAAGAAUUACAAUUACUGAAAGCAAUAUGAAGUCACGGUAUACAACAGAAUUUCAUGAGCUAGAGAAGAUUGGCUCUGGAGAAUUUGGUUCUGUGUUUAAAUGUGUGAAGAGGCUGGAUGGAUGCAUUUAUGCCAUAAAGCGAUCAAAAAAGCCAUUGGCUGGCUCUGUUGAUGAGCAGAAUGCUUUGAGAGAAGUAUAUGCUCAUGCAGUGCUUGGACAACAUUCUCAUGUAGUUCGGUAUUUCUCUGCAUGGGCAGAAGAUGAUCAUAUGCUUAUACAGAAUGAAUAUUGUAAUGGUGGAAGUUUAGCUGAUGCCAUAAGUGAAAACUACAGAAGCAUGAGUUACUUUACAGAAGCAGAGUUGAAGGAUCUCCUUUUGCAAGUUGGCCGGGGCUUGAGGUAUAUUCAUUCAAUGUCUUUGGUUCACAUGGAUAUAAAGCCUAGUAAUAUUUUCAUAUCUCGAACUUCAAUCCCAAAUGCUGCCUCUGAAGAAGGAGAUGAAGAUGACUGGGCAUCCAACAAAGUUAUGUUUAAGAUAGGUGACCUUGGGCACGUAACAAGGAUCUCUAGUCCACAAGUUGAAGAGGGUGAUAGCCGUUUUCUUGCAAAUGAAGUUUUGCAGGAGAACUAUACUCAUCUACCAAAAGCGGAUAUUUUUGCCCUUGCCCUCACAGUGGUCUGUGCUGCUGGUGCUGAGCCUCUUCCCAGAAACGGAGACCAAUGGCAUGAGAUCAGACAGGGUAGAUUACCUCGGAUUCCACAAGUGCUUUCCCAAGAAUUUACAGAGUUGCUAAAAGUUAUGAUUCAUCCGGAUCCAGAGAGACGACCUUCAGCAAUGGCACUGGUAAAGCAUUCAGUAUUGCUGUCUGCUUCUAGGAAGAGUGCAGAACAAUUACGAAUAGAAUUGAAUGCUGAAAAGUUCAAAAAUUCACUUUUGCAGAAAGAACUCAAGAAAGCCCAGAUGGCAAAAGCUGCAGCUGAGGAAAGAGCACUCUUCACUGACCGGAUGGCCACCAGGUCCACCACCCAGAGUAAUAGAACAUCUCGACUUAUUGGAAAGAAAAUGAACCGCUCUGUCAGCCUUACCAUAUACUGAACUACUCAUUUCCCACCUCCCCCCAAAAAACUGUGACAAGAGGAAGCUAGGUUGAAAUCACUGCUAGAAUCCAGUUUGCAAUUACUUUCUCAAUCGGUGUCAGUAGUUUUACUGAAAUACCUUUUAGGACUUGUAUUUGUGAAUUACAGUUGAAAGCUGUAUUCUGACCAGUGCUGUAUCAGGCUUUUGUCUAGUCUUACCAGUCUGUCUUCUGUAGGAUGUCAGUCACUGUUGAAUGUUACACCAGCCUUUCCAGGGUUAACCACUGUGGUGGUGUGCUGCUUAUAGUUUGCUGUUGCAUUGUAAUAAAAGGCAUCCUUUCUCUGUAGUGAGUAUAAAAAAGGACUCAAGGGCUUCAUUACAUACCUAUUCUCCCUUUGAAAAGGGAAAUGCUAAGAGACUCAGUACUCCUCAGCCUUCAAUGUACCUGUGUGUCAAUCUUAUAUUUCUUUUUUCUAAAUUGUGAAUUAUACUUGUAUAUCCAACUGGGAGCACUUUGUAGGCAUUGCAUGAACCAUGGAAUGAUAAUUCUAUGGAAGUAUUGCCUUGUGAAUUUGCUGCUAUUUUAGUUUUGUCUUUGCUGUAAAAUUGUAGCAUUAAACAAUCAUUGUUAAUAGGCUUUCUUUUUAAAACAAUUAUGUGAAAUUAUAGCUGCUCUUGAUGAAAAGCAGCUAUUUGCCUUUUUUUUCCUUUGAACUUUGAAGCUAGUGCAUUGGAGAAAUGCACACACCCUCCCCUUCCCCGAAUGCUGUAUUAAUGUAGUAUAAUUAUUACUGGUUUUGUACUUUUUCCUGAUAAUGCCCUUCAUGACUCUUUUUAAAAAAUAUUUCCUUCCUCCACCCAAGUUUUGUACUUGAUUGUAUUGUUAGUCUGUUUUUAAAUGUUUUGCCCGGUUUCUCUUCAAUAUUUGUGUAUAUAAACUAAUCUUGGUGAUACUGUACAUAGCUGUUUGAAAUGCCAGAAUGACUUCUGACUAUCCCAAGCUUUUCACAAAAUAUAUUUUAUCUGUGAUUAGCCAUUUGACUAAUAAUACAGGCUAACAGUUGUUGCAAAAAAAUAGAAUUUGUCUAUUGUUUGUUUUCCUAUUAAUUUUGGUUUAAAACAUGUUUGCACUUGUCUGUUUGACUUGUGUUUUAUUAACAUUGAUUGGCAUAUUAAAAGUCACUCUGAGCUUACCUUAACUGUCUAAAUCUUUGUGGUGCCUGUUUUCUACUAUUUUAUCUCCAUUAUCACUGCGUUUUAAAAUGUAGAGUAUAAUGUAUAUAAAGUACUAAAAGCAGAGGGCACAUUUUUGAUAGAAUAUGAAACAUUGAUUAUUUAAUGGUGAGCUUUAGUCCACAUCAGUUACAUUUUGAGAUUUAAGAAAAAUUUACCAAUCAGCCUUGAAAGUUUUUUGUCAUAAUAUCUUUACAUCACAUCGCAUAGUAUACAUUUCAGUUUAAAAUAGCUUUAGAUUAUUAGGUAAAUAUAAUGGAUAGGACUCAUACCUUUUUAAUUUGAACUGAGUCACAGAAGAGAGUUUUGAAGUGGGGAGGGUUUUAACUCACUAAAUUGGGCUGGAUUUUAGAAUUGAGAGUGCAAAUUUAAGUGAUUAAGAGUGCCAAUUCUGUGUGACAUCUUUUUCUGACGUAGAUUAGAACCAGAGAGUAGGCAAUGAAGGCCUUUUAGUGGGUAAAAAUGGAUGUUGCAAGAUCCUUGUGCUUUUUGGUCAUGGGCACAUCAUUUCUCUUGAUUAUGGUCUGUUUCUUUCUGCUGUAAACAUUUCUAACAAGCUUGAUUAUUUUAGCUUUUAAGCCCACGGUAUGUUAGCACAAUUUAGAGGUUUGAGAGGAGUUGGUGCAGACAGAUAAGAUAUAAAAGCUGACAGGUGUGGGAGACAGAAAAACUUAAAAGUUGCAUAGGCUGGAGCAGGUAAUACGUUUUUAGCCACUGAGGACAAAGCUAUGAGAAAUAUAAUAAUUGGUGUUUAUUAACAUCACUAAGUCAUUAGGUGCAUUUUUCUAGUGCACUAGCUUCAAAGAAAAAAUACCAGGUGGUAUUUUUCAUCAAGAUUUGCAGUAAAUUUUUCACAUACUGUUUAAUAGAUUGAGUAAGAAAAAAAAAUCUGAUUUUCAAAAAUGGAAUUCUUAGACUGAAAGCUGUUGAGAGUUGGGCUUAUAGUCAAUAUAGGAUACUUAUGUUAAGUGCCUUUUAUGUGCUAACUGGUAGACCAAAGAAAUAAUCUGUCCACUAGGGAUUCGGGAUAAAAUAGAGGAGACUCAUGUAAACACAAAAUGACAAUAAAAUGUGGUUAAGUGCGAUGUUGGAGGGAUCGCUGGAAGGACAAUUACAUACCUUGGGAAGAUGCUGGUGGCAGAUUAGAGAAUGGAUUGAGGGGAUUAGGUUUAGAUUAGUUUCAAAGCCAUUGUACUAAAUCAGGGUUAGAGUAAGGAGGGCCUGAGCUAGGAGGCCUGUGGAUGGAAACAAGGGGAUAGGAUUUCAUUAGAUGAAACACUGCAUGUUGAACAGUUUUUGUUUUUAUAAUAGAACGAGAACUUGCUAACCUAACAGGAUUGGGGAAAGCUGCAAGUGCUAAUGUGGAAGCAUUGAAGAAUUUCCUAGAAAAAUUAAUUAAAAUGCAGAGGCCUAUUAUUGUUUGAGACAGAUAGUUAACAUUGAUAAAAUUACUUUUUUGGGACGCUAACUUCAGUAAGGAAGAAAAUUUUAAAAUAUUGACUGUGCAGUUGGGGAGGAGGAAUCACAUACUGCAGUUGACUACAAAUUGAAAUUGUUGCCUUUAUCGUGCCAAGAAUCCAAGGCAGUCCCCUUUAAUUAAUGAACUAGUGUCUUUUGACGAGUCAGUUCUUAAGCUUUGAUUUUUACUCUGUUUUAGAGGGCAAGAAAUGAUAUUUUAAAAAUUGAUAACAGCUGGGUUUGGGGUAACGCUUUAGGCUGUCUCCUAAUUCUUAAGCAGCAGCAUCCUGACAUUAGUUUUUCUUCCUCCCUAAUUCAUAUCCACAAAGCAUCUCACUGACUUUAGCCAACAGAUCAUAGUUGUUGCAUCCUUGAGGUAUUUUUAUUUGUGAAAUUAUUAAAGGCCAAUUAAAGCAAUCAACAAAGGAUGGAUCAAAAGAAAUUUUGGAAGUGUUUUGGAUAUUGUGAAAAUCAUAAGUGAAGCCUGGAACUAGGAAUUUGAAGGAAACUGCCUCAGUCAGUAUUUUGAAGGCAUUUAUGUAACUGUAAAAAGCAUCACUGAAACUGAUUGACAUUGCAGAGUGAGUGAAUGUAGACAUUUCUGCAAACCUGGUUGUAUUGUUAGACAUUUCUCAAGCUCAGCAAAGUAGAUUUUUAUAUAAAUGGAAGAGUGAGACAUCAUUGAAACUCUCCUCCCAACAUUUAGCUUUCAAAAACUUUGAGAAGUAUUCAUCUGAACGUCAUUGAACUUUUUUUUUCUUUGUGGCAGAUGACCCUAUUUUCAAAGCAGUUCAAAGGUCUCUGGAGUAAGGAAAAAUAUCUAUGUAUGCUCUAGGAAGAGUUACCAGGAAAAGAUGGCAUGUUCUGUCCAAACUUCAUUAAACUAAGAGUCUAAGAAACCUUGGCCAGUCCAGCCUAUGAAGAAAAAUGCCGCAAAGGAACAUUUAUAUCAUAGUUCAUAUUGUUUAGUGUUAUAUUGUUAAUAAAUAUUUUG